Seriola dumerili (greater amberjack) is the source of this 2072-nucleotide messenger RNA. RefSeq names its product gastrula zinc finger protein XlCGF57.1-like. The record is from RefSeq and is a predicted model, not a curated record. The transcript has 4 exons. Lineage: Eukaryota; Metazoa; Chordata; Actinopteri; Carangiformes; Carangidae. Gene Ontology annotation, biological process: regulation of transcription by RNA polymerase II. Gene Ontology annotation, molecular function: DNA-binding transcription factor activity, RNA polymerase II-specific; RNA polymerase II cis-regulatory region sequence-specific DNA binding. The coding region runs from base 74 to 1684 and encodes 536 amino acids.
AGAGGAAGAGGAGGAACUGUGCACCAGUCAGGAGGGAGAGCAGCUUGUACUGAAGCAGGAGACUGAUACCUUGAUGUUGACUCCUACUAAUGAGGAAAGUGAACGAAGUGAAGCAGAAGCAAACAGUGACCACCAGCUCCUCUCUCACAACUCUAACUGUAAAACUGAGACAGAGCUCCGACAGCAACAUGUCUGUAAGGAGGAAGAGAUUCUCACAGACCAGCAGCUAUGUAAACAGGAGGAUCCAGAGCCUCCACAAAUUAAAGAGGAAGAGGAAGAACUCUGUACCAGUCAGGAGGGAGAGCAGCUUGUACUGAAGCAAGAGGUUGAUACCUUUAUAUUGAUUCCUACUAAUGAAGAAAAUGACCGAAGUGAACCAGAAGCAAACAGUGACCACCAGUUCCUAUCUCACAACACUCCUGCAGCUGAGAGUCAAGAUCAGAAAGGAAGCAAGGAUGUAGACCCAGAAUCAAAGAGUCACUGUAACACUCAGACUGGUAAAAACUCUUUCAAAUGUCACACUUGUGGAACAGUUUUUAAAAAUAAGUAUGAUUUGAAAAUACAUCAUAGACGCCACACAGGUGAGAGGCCAUAUUCUUGUAGCACCUGUGGGAAAAAAUUCAGUCGGACAUCAACAUUGAAAGAUCAUUUAAGAACUCACACAGGUGAGAGGCCAUAUUCUUGUGACACCUGUGGGAAAAAAUUUAGCCGAACAUCGAGACUGAAAAAUCAUCUAAGAACUCACACAGGUGAGAAGCCAUAUUUUUGUGAAACAUGUGGGAAAAGUCUCAGAUCAAGCAAAGGCCUGGUGGUCCACAUGAGAACCCACACAGGGGAGAAGCCUUACACCUGCAACACCUGUGGGAAAAAAUUUAGUAACAAGUCAGACUUGAGUAAACAUACAAGAACCCACACAGGUGAGAAGCCGUAUUCUUGUGAAACAUGUGGGAAAGAUUUCAGAACUUCUUACGAAUCCUUGGUACAUAUGAGAACCCACACAGGUGAGAAGCCGUACACCUGCAACACCUGUGGGAAAAAAUUUAGUAACAAGUCAGACUUGAGUAAGCAUACAAGAACCCACACAGGUGAGAAACCGUAUUCUUGUGAAACAUGUGGGAAAAAUUUCAGAACUUCUUCUGAAUCCAUGGUCCAUAUGAGAACCCACACAGGUGAAAAGCCAUACACAUGCAAAACCUGUGGGAAAAAAUUUACAAACAAGUCAGACUUGAGUAAACACACGAGAACCCACACAGGUGAGAAGCCAUAUCCUUGUACCACUUGUGGGGAAAAAUUCAGUCAGAUAUCAAUAUUGAAAAAUCAUUUAAGAACUCACACAAAUGAGAAGCCAUAUUUUUGCGAAACAUGUGGGAAAAGUCUCAGAUCAAGUAAAGGCCUGUUGAUCCACAUGAAAACUCACACAAGGGAGAAGCCGUACACCUGCACCACUUGUUGGAAAAAAUUUAGUAACAAGUCUACCUUGAGUAAGCAUACAAAAACACACAUAGACCAGAAGCUGUAUUUUUGUGAAACGUGUGGGAAAGGUUUCACUACUCGUACCCUCUUAUUGGUCCACAUGAGAACCCACACAGGUGAGAAGCCGUACCCCUGUGACAUCUGUGGGAAAAGGUUCAGUCAGAAGACAAACUUAGCAAGACAUGUAACAAUCCAUUCAAAUAAAAAGUAAUGUACUCACCGAACAUAUGGGGGAGCCUUCAGACAUGAAGAGAAAUGGAGAAAUGAGCUUGGAAAAAUCUUGGUGUUACAGUGGCUGCACAGUGUCUAAGAAUGUAAACGACUGAACUCUUUGAUAUUAUUAAUUUGAAUAUUUCCUUACUCUACCAUAGUUAUUUGAGUGGAUCAUAAGUCUGUACUAUCAGGUGAGAAACCCUCAAGUGCUGUUGUGUCACAUAUGUGGUCCUCUUUCUACUUACUUCAAAGUCUUUUUGUCUAGUGCAUGUCCCUUCAUUUUAUAUUUUUAAUAAUUUUGUGAUUGAAUCAGUUUGAUGUAAUUUGUAUUUUCUCAUCUUUUAGAGGUGACGCAAAAACACAAGUUGUAGAAGAUGAACUACAUU